This is a messenger RNA of Phytomonas sp. EM1, 1782 nucleotides long. The record is from the annotation of a GenBank genome assembly. NCBI's taxonomy places the organism in Eukaryota, Euglenozoa, Kinetoplastea, Trypanosomatida, Trypanosomatidae.
AUGUCGGCGGGGUAUAUAAUUUCUACAGUUAUUUUUUUCGUAGCGGCUUUUCCCGUAUGCCUACUGGUUUAUCGCUAUUAUACGAAGGUAUCCAUUCGUAAAAUGAAUAUUUAUUGCAUCGGUUGUCAUAUUAUCACGUUGUAUACGUGUAUGGUGCCUUUUCCACUCCUGACGCUUGAUGUGGACUCCGCUCUCAGUGUGCAUAGUAAUCCUAAUCAGGGAAAAGAAACGUGGAUGCAGGUUAUUUGGAUUAUCAUUUUCGCUAUUUCCUACACCUUUGGUUGGAUUAUCUUGCCUAUCGCGGAAGCCUACACGGAUGUCGGGGACUUCACAGUUAAAAAGGCAAUUGUGCAUUCUAUUAAAGUCAACUUGAGGCUCUAUUCGAUUGCUGUUAGUAUAAUUCUUGUUUUAUUUAUAUAUAUUAUGAUUGCGAAGGGUCUGUACAUUUCCACUUCGAGUAUUUUAAGCCUAGCCAUAUCGCUAGCUAACGCUUGGGGGCUCUUCAUGCUCAUCAUAUUCAUGCCAGCCGGCUUGGUUGGUGUCCCACGUACACUUUGGAGGUAUGCAAAUCCGAGAAAGAUGCUAUACAGCAUACUCCUCAGGAUUAUGGAUAUUCAAGAAGAACUUGACUUUGCCUCAAUGGACCUAGCCUCCAUUAAAGCCGAGCUUAUCGACAUCGACCCGUUGGUGAUGGAUGAGAAUCGGCCUCAUCUACAGCAGAUGUUGGAGAGUAUUUGCGAAGCAGACCGUGAGAUUCCCUUAUAUCACACCGCAGCACAGCGUAUACGACCGCAACCCGCCACACGGGGUCGCACAGACGUCUCACUUCAGCACUUAGAAGACCUCAACGAACGUCUCAAAUAUUCCAUCAAGAUGGUCAAUCGAGCCAAUUACCGCUGGGAGUCGGCCGUACGCACAUGUAAUUCAUUAGAUCUUAUAAUUCGUGGUGUCAGUAACACCAAUAACCCCAUCAAGAAGGCGUGGAUGCGUAUUCGCCGUUAUGUUUAUCUAACGGGCUGCGGUAUAACUACUAUUUUGACCGUGCUUAUCCUGUGGAGUGAGCUGGUCUUACCCUUUCGUGAGCUUACGUCAAAGCCGCUCGGGGUGAUCGAGUUGUUGAUGCACAGCGAUAUCCACUUUAUUAUUAGUAUUAUACUGCUCUUCUACAUGGCGUAUUGUGCGUAUUGGACAGUAUUUCGCUUUAAGGUGUUCAACACGUAUACUAUCUAUCCUGGAAUCGCUGAUAACUCCUCGUUGUGUUUCAACGAAACUUUCCUUAUCCGCCUGCUGAUGCCACUGUCCUUCAACUUUUUGCUAAUAUCCGGUCUUUCGAACCCCGACACUGGAGUAGAUGUGAUGUACGGUCAUGUGUACAGACGCAACAUGGAUGUCAGCGUCUUGUUGGGUAAGGGUGUCAACCAGUUCUUUCCUCUUCUUAUUCCUUUUGUUGCGGCAGUAGUGUUCUUCAAUUUGAUGGGCCGCAUUCUCAAUAUAGUGGGUGUCGAAGUUUAUCAUCUUGGUGAUAUCGAAGGUUCCGAAAUGCGACAGCGCCUAAUUGACGGUCGCAAGCUCGUGGAGGCGGAAUUGGGUUACGCGCUCGCUGGUGCGGGUCUACCUGGAGAGGAAACAACAAUGAAUGGCGUCAAUGGCUCGAGCCGUGCUGGCGACACCGCUUCACAUGAGAAUGAUGGUUCCAAUGUGCGAGGGAAGCGCUAUCGUGAGUAUUUGGAGAAAAGGGGGACGAUUCAGCCUGAAAGAGGUAAUGAGAAUGCUUCUGUGUGA